AUGUUCUGUGGGACUACAAGCUUCAAGAACAUCGACGACGAUGCGCCGACCCCCUCUUCGCCCAAGGCAUCCAAGAAGAAGGCCAGCAAGAACCCGUACUCGACGAGGGGGCUCGACAAGUUCUCGACCGUGCUCGGCGAUCUCGAGGCCAGAAGAAGAAAGAUCAUGGAGAAGGCGGGGCCGCAGGGAGCUGUGUCCAUGGUCAAGUUCAUGUACUCCAACUCAACCGACUGGAUACCCGUCGUCGUCAGGCGAAGAGAUCGGAAAGACGACGAUGCCAAGAUGUCCGCCGACGAGCAGCAGCAUAAAGUACCGAUCGUUUCAGGAGGCGUCGAAGAGGCCGCGCCGGCCAUGGGAAGGCCGAAGGCCGUGCCUGAGGAGAAGGUGAAGAGCAGGCUUGCUUGGGGUGCUGCUGAAGAGGUGAAAGGAUGGGUGACGAGGAAUUGGAGAGGGAGUUACUACUGGCCUUUGGUGGUGCUGGUGGCGUUGGUCUGCUUGGUGACGUUCGGGAGGGUGUUUGCUAUAUGUUGCAUGCUAGUGUGUUGGUAUUUGAUGCCGGUGGUGCACGGUGAGGGUGGGGACGUGAGGAGGUCUGUGAACAAGAUAAAGAACUAUGGGAGAAGGAUGAGCAACACACGGAUCAGUGCCACUUCCAUGGUGCCACGUUCGUCUCAUUCUAAGAAGACUGGUGGUGUGCAGGUAUAG
Messenger RNA from Musa acuminata AAA Group (dessert banana), 705 nucleotides. RefSeq lists its product as uncharacterized. The coding region runs from base 1 to 705 and encodes 234 amino acids. The record is from RefSeq and is a predicted model, not a curated record. The transcript has a single exon. Lineage: Eukaryota; Viridiplantae; Streptophyta; Magnoliopsida; Zingiberales; Musaceae.